AUGGUCCUCUACGUCGUCGGUCUCGGUCUCUCCUCCGAAAAGGACAUCACCGUCCGCGGUCUCGAAGCCGUAAAAUCCUGCGAGCGCGUCUACCUCGAAGCCUACACCUCCAUCCUCAUGGUCGACACGGAGAAGUUGUCCGAGUUUUACGGGAAGGAGGUCGUUGUUGCCGAUAGGGAGAUGGUCGAGAGUGAGAGUGAUAAGAUCCUCGAUGGGGCGCAGGAGAAGAAUGUCGCGUUCCUCGUUGUCGGAGAUCCAUUUGGCGCAACAACCCACACGGACCUCGUCAUCCGCGCCCACGAACUCUCCAUCAAAGUCGAAAUCAUCCACAACGCCUCAAUCAUGAACGCAAUCGGCGCCUGCGGCCUCCAACUCUACAACUUUGGCCAAACCGUCUCCAUGGUAUUCUUCACCCCCACCUGGCGUCCAGACUCCUUCUACGACCGUAUCAAGGAAAACAGGGAUAUCGGGUUGCAUACGUUGGUGUUGUUGGAUAUUAAGGUCAAGGAACAGAGUUUUGAGAAUAUGGCGAGGGGGAGGAAGAUUUAUGAGCCGCCGAGGUAUAUGACUGUUGCGCAGUGUGCGGAGCAGAUGCUCGAGAUUGAGGAACUCCGGGGUGAGGGCGUAUACACACCCAACACCAUCGCAAUCGGUGUCUCGAGAAUCGGAUCCCACGAUCAGAGAAUCGUUACGGGAACGCUGCAGGAGCUCUCGGAGGCGGAUUUGGGACCCCCGUUGCAUUCGUUGGUGUUGCUUGGGAGUAGGGUGCAUGAGCUUGAGGUUGACUAUAUUAGGGCGUUUGCGUUGAAUAAGGAGACGUUUGAGCAGGUUGUUGCGUUGGAGCAUAAUAAGAAGGCAUCAUGA
This is a messenger RNA of Saitoella complicata NRRL Y-17804, 864 nucleotides long. Its product is annotated as Diphthine synthase. The record is from RefSeq and is a predicted model, not a curated record. NCBI's taxonomy places the organism in Eukaryota, Fungi, Ascomycota, Saitoellomycetes, Saitoellales, Saitoellaceae. Bases 1 to 864 code for a protein of 287 amino acids. The transcript has 2 exons. Gene Ontology annotation, molecular function: diphthine synthase activity. Gene Ontology annotation, biological process: protein histidyl modification to diphthamide.